AUGAUCCCUCUGCGGCCAUCACUCCUACGGAGGCCUCGAGAGGCGCUUGUAUGCUCACAAUGCCUCAUUGGGUCUCGUCCUGUGCGCCCCGACACCAUUCGGGGGUUCCUAUCGGCCUCAAAACGGAGGACCGGUAUUGCGGAUAACCAGUCCCCUUCGGUAUUUCACAAGUCAUACUUCUCGGCCAAUCGAUUAUACGACGGAUCAAACAGGAAGGGUGGCUUAUUGUCUUCACUUGCACCCUCCGGGGCGAAAAGCAAUUCCAAAGCUCCAUCGUCCCCUAGUGAUCCCGCCGCGGGUGAGCUCAAUUCGUCUACAGCACCUCCCUCCGCGGCAGUUACGACAGAAGCGAUCCCAGAGGAAUUACCACAUCGGCGGCGGAAACGCUUGAAGCAGGAAAGCAAUGCAACCGGAGAACCAGAUGGCAGCCUCCCGCUGGACGCCUCCGCGCAAUUGUCGAACUUCUCCUCCGCCCUCCCCACCACCUCCAUUCGCCGUAAAUUGGCCGCGUAUCUCGCCCUGACAAAACCUCGACUGUCCUUCCUGAUUGUCCUCACCACUACAUCUGCAUACGGAAUGUACCCAAUCUCGUCCUUGCUCACCCUCGACCCGGCCAUGACCCCACUCCCCACUCUUUCGACCUCGACCCUCACCUUUAUAUACCUGACGGCGGGCACAUUCCUGUCCUGCUGCAGCGCCAAUACACUGAACAUGAUGUUCGAACCGAAAUUCGACGCGCUGAUGUCGCGAACUCGCAAUCGCCCUCUGGUCCGCGGUCUUGUCUCGCCUCGGGGAGCUCUGCUGUUCGCGAUUGGUACUGCGGUUACGGGCCUCUCGCUCCUUUAUAUUGGAACCAACCCGACGACGACCGCCCUCUCUGCGACGAACAUUUUCCUAUAUGCUUUUGUAUACACACCCCUGAAGCGGAUCUCCGUCAUUAACACCUGGGUUGGGGCGGUGGUCGGCGGAAUCCCACCCCUGAUGGGCUGGAUCGCUGCAGCAGGCCAGACCGCGACAAUUGGUCACGACACUUGGCGCGAUAUGCUGUUCAGUGAGAAUAGCAUUGGCGGUUGGUUGCUAGGUGGAAUCUUGUUCGCCUGGCAGUUCCCGCACUUCAACGCUCUAUCCCACCUCAUUCGCGACGAGUACAAAGCGGCCGGCUACAGAAUGUUGUGCUGGGUUAACCCCGCUCGCAGUGCUCGGGUUGCUCUGCGGUACUCUAUCCUGAUGUUCCCCAUCUCCAUUGGACUGUGGUGGGUGGAUGUUGUUGGAAGCGGUUUCCUCGUUGGCAGCACUGUCGCCAACGGCUGGCUGGUGCGGGAGGCGUAUCGAUUCUGGCAGCACCAGGGUGCAAACGGCACCGCACGUGGCCUCUUCUGGGCCAGUAUCUGGCAGCUGCCUAUCCUUCUGGUUGGCGGCCUCGUUACCAAGAAGGGUCUUUGGGAUGGAGUUUGGAGGAACAUCUUCGGACAUCCUGACGAAGAUGAGGAUGAAUUCUUGUACUAUGAUGAUGAGGAAGAGCUUGAAGACGAGAAGUCUAAGGCCCAAGACCCUGCAUCUACCCGUCCGUCGGCAAACCGGACAAGUGCUUUGUCCACUGUAUGA
Penicillium paradoxum is the source of this 1605-nucleotide messenger RNA. It is a transcript of the gene cox10, whose product is annotated as protoheme IX farnesyltransferase. The record is from RefSeq and is a predicted model, not a curated record. Gene Ontology annotation, biological process: heme biosynthetic process. Gene Ontology annotation, cellular component: mitochondrion; membrane. The coding region runs from base 1 to 1605 and encodes 534 amino acids. Lineage: Eukaryota; Fungi; Ascomycota; Eurotiomycetes; Eurotiales; Aspergillaceae. Gene Ontology annotation, molecular function: protoheme IX farnesyltransferase activity. The transcript has a single exon.